This is a messenger RNA of Nicrophorus vespilloides, 769 nucleotides long. Its product is annotated as proteasome assembly chaperone 2. The coding region runs from base 67 to 768 and encodes 233 amino acids. NCBI's taxonomy places the organism in Eukaryota, Metazoa, Arthropoda, Insecta, Coleoptera, Silphidae. Gene Ontology annotation, biological process: proteasome assembly. Gene Ontology annotation, cellular component: cytosol; nucleus. The transcript has a single exon. The record is from RefSeq and is a predicted model, not a curated record.
GCGAAACGUCAAUGUAGAUGAUUCUGUGACAAUUGUAUACAAUCAUCGUUCAAAAAGUUCAGUAAGAUGUGCGAAUUAAUAAAAUUUAACAAGGAGACAAGCUUAAAGGAUUACACUUUAUACAUACCGAACGUGUCCAUAGGAAAUGUGCCGCAAUUAACUGUGGACUUGUUGAUUUCAACAUAUAACCUUAAAAAGAUUGCUACCGUUUGGCAUCCAGCAAUAAUACCGACAGUGGGUAGCGAUCCUUUCGAUUUGAAGAGCAAGGAUGUUUGCACAGCAUGCGAACUGUACGCGAACGAAGAUCUAAAGGUGGCCGUGGUUCAGUUAAGAUCUGGUUUGGAACGUGGAUUGAAGGAGGAAUUUCUUAAGAAGCUUAUUGCAAACAUUAAGGAAUUUGAACUGAAGAGGAUUGUCUUGCUGACCAGUAUAUUUGCAUUUGAAAUGCACAAUGUGAACUCCAGUAAAUUCAUGUACAUAUCCAAUGAGAAUGCAGAAAUAUUCAAAGAUUGUGAUGCAACUGAAGAAACAAAUCUUGAUUUAGUCAGUGAAGGAUUUGUUUGUCCACUUUUUACAGAGCUAAAAGAUAGUGUACCAUGUACAAUUUUAACUAGGUAUUGUUACGAAGGUGAUAACAGGUUGGAUGCUGUCCACACCAUAAACCUGUUGGGUGAUAUUUUUAAGGAGUUCACUGCUAAAGAAGAUUUUAAGUUUCCCAUAUCAUGGGAAUACCUGUUUGGAAACCCUGUUCCAAUUGAAAUAUAUUAAA